Messenger RNA from Acanthochromis polyacanthus (spiny chromis), 1254 nucleotides. RefSeq names its product extracellular calcium-sensing receptor-like. The transcript has 3 exons. Bases 1 to 1254 code for a protein of 417 amino acids. NCBI's taxonomy places the organism in Eukaryota, Metazoa, Chordata, Actinopteri, Pomacentridae. Gene Ontology annotation, cellular component: membrane. Gene Ontology annotation, biological process: G protein-coupled receptor signaling pathway. Gene Ontology annotation, molecular function: G protein-coupled receptor activity. The record is from RefSeq and is a predicted model, not a curated record.
AUGGUCAAUUUCACCACAUCAUUUGGUGAUCAAGUGAUAUUUGAUGAGAAUGGUGAUGCCCUGCCAAUAUAUGACAUCAUGAACUGGUUGUGGCUCCCUGAUGGACGAGCUAAAGUUCAGAAUGUGGGUGAGGUCAAGAGGUCAGCCUCCAAAGGGGAAGAACUCACACUUUUUGAGGACAAAAUCUUCUGGAGCUUUGGAGAGUUUUUCCUACAGCCACCUCGAUCAGUGUGCAGUGAGAGCUGUCCUCCAGGUACCCGUACGGUCAGAAAGAAGGGGAAACCUGAAUGCUGUUUUGACUGCAUCCCUUGUUCUGACGGAGAGAUCAGCAAUAAGACCAACUCCAUGAAGUGCACCAGUUGUCCAGAGGAUUUUGCAUCCAGUCCUCAGCGUGACCACUGUGUUCCGAAGAAAAUCGAGUUCCUCUCCUACCAUGAGCCUCUGGGUAUCUGCCUGACAAGUACCUCAUUAUUGGGCACAUUUAUCUGUGCUGCUGUCCUGGGUAUUUUCAUCCAUCAUCGCAGCACACCUGUGGUACGUGCCAACAACUCAGAACUGAGCUUUCUGAUUUUGGUGUCACUGAAACUAUGCUUCCUGUGUUCGCUGCUGUUCAUUGGACGACCCAGACUGUGGACAUGCCAACUGAGACAUGCAGCGUUUGGGAUCAGCUUUGUGCUUUGUGUCUCAUGCAUCCUGGUCAAGACCAUGGUGGUUCUGGCUGUUUUCAAGGCCUCCAAGCCAGGAGGUGGAGCCAGUCUCAAGUGGUUUGGUGCUGUGCAGCAGAGAGGAACAGUUUUAGUUCUUACUUGCAUUCAGGCAGCCAUCUGUGUUGUGUGGAUUGUCUCGGCAUCUCCACUGCCUCACAAAAACACUCAGUAUCACAGUGACAAGAUAGUUUAUGAGUGUGUGGUUGGUUCCACUGUUGGUUUUGCUGUGCUAUUGGGUUAUAUUGGAUUUCUGGCCAUCCUCAGCUUCCUGUUAGCAUUUCUGGCCAGGAAUCUUCCCGACAACUUCAAUGAGGCCAAGCUCAUCACUUUCAGCAUGCUGAUCUUCUGUGCUGUGUGGGUGGCCUUUGUUCCUGCUUAUGUCAACUCCCCAGGAAAAUAUGCAGAUGCAGUGGAAGUAUUUGCCAUCCUGGCCUCCAGUUUUGGCCUCCUGGUGGCCCUGUUUGGACCCAAAUGUUACAUAAUUCUGCUGAGACCAGAGAGGAACACAAAGAAAGCAAUCAUGGGUCGAGCCACCUCUCAGUCAUGA